This is a messenger RNA of Carassius carassius (crucian carp), 1480 nucleotides long. It is a transcript of the gene neurl2, whose product is annotated as neuralized E3 ubiquitin protein ligase 2. Gene Ontology annotation, biological process: intracellular signal transduction. The transcript has 3 exons. The coding region runs from base 198 to 1025 and encodes 275 amino acids. The record is from RefSeq and is a predicted model, not a curated record. Lineage: Eukaryota; Metazoa; Chordata; Actinopteri; Cypriniformes; Cyprinidae. Gene Ontology annotation, molecular function: ubiquitin protein ligase activity.
CAGCUAUUUAAAACCACAACUGACACAUGCAGGAGGUCAAAAAUAGUCAGCCCUUCAGGGCUAAAAUUUCCUAAGCCACAAGUGUACCAUGGUGGAGGUAUCGUUUAAAAAGAGCAUGCUUUUAACAAGGACUAUCCCCAGAGAAAAGGACAAUAAACACUGAGGAUAAUAUUCUGCUUGAAUAAAAAACUGUCAAAAUGGCAGCAGUUUUGGGUAAGUUUAUGGAAUUCCAUUCAGUUCACGGGACAAAUGUGAGACUGGACCCCUCGAGGACUCAAGCCACCCGAGUAGAAAGUUUUGCAAAUGGCGUCUGCUUCAGUAAAGGCCCUUUAAGCCCUGGAGAGAUCUUCCUAGUGGAGAUAGAAGAGAAAGAACUGGGUUGGUGUGGUCAUUUAAGGAUCGGACUUACUGCCCACGACCCUCGAACACUGGAAACUGUGCCAGAAUACUCUCUGCCUGAUCUAGUGGAUAUGGGAGACAGCUGGGUAUUUGCAAUAACAAGAAAUCAUAAUAAAGUCAUUGAAGAAGAAGGAGAAGGUGGUGAACAGCCAAAUGUUGGUGAUGAGGCAGAAAACAAGCCUAAAACAUUUUUCACAGACACUCACCUGUAUAUAGAAAACAUAGGUAUACCCAGAGACAAGUUGGUGGGACGCAGUCGACCUGGAAGAUUCAGUCACAUCCUGGAUGAUCUGUAUAAAACCAAUGCUCUACCCCCCACUGCCCGUCGCAGUCGGAUAGGGGUUGUCUAUGUACCUAAGGGACAAGGGUAUGCCGAUAUGCACAUUAUAGUCAAUGGGGAAGACAUGGGAGCCUCUGCAAAGAGCAUCCCCACCAAUAAGCCGCUGUAUGCUGUUGUGGAUGUAUUUGCAGCUACUAAAAGUGUUCGGAUUGUCCAGGUGGAAUAUGGAUUUGCCUCACUGCAGACACUCUGCCGAAAGACAAUCCAGAAACACAUCAUUCACAGAAUGGCUUUGGACUGGUUGGAACUUCCUGAGUUACUUAAACACUAUUGUAAAUAUGAGUGAGCAUAACCUAUUAAACAUCUGAGCAGAAAAGGUCUUUAAAACUAAAUGUGGCUGGAAUGUUUUUUUUUUUCUUCGCCCACCUUUACAUAUCUAUAAAAUAAAAAAUAAAUGUUCUUCAAGGUUUGUAGCACUUACAGUGUUGCUCAAACUUGGUACAGUAAUAUUCAUUUCCAGUAAUACUUCAGUGAAUCGUGAUUCUUAUAUUCUCAUAGCUACUGUGAUCUUUCAGCGAGCCAUAGCCUAAAUGCAUAUUAGCCAUGUAAAGCCUGGCAUAUUGAAUAAUAGUAGUCCAAAUAAAUGUUUAUUACAGUUUAGAAUCUUAGACUGAAACUUUAGAUAAAAACUUGAAAAUAUUUUUGUGUUUUAUGUUUUAUAUUUGUAUUUGAUACAUCAGUGUUUUAUGGCAUAAACUGAUAUAGUAAGAAAAAGACCUCAUACUCGAGGAGGAGGGGAAA